Molecule: messenger RNA, 3061 nt
Organism: Paramacrobiotus metropolitanus
Lineage: Eukaryota; Metazoa; Tardigrada; Eutardigrada; Parachela; Macrobiotidae
Exons: 6
Coding region: 587-2746 (719 amino acids)
Molecular function (GO): protein binding
Source: RefSeq, a predicted model, not a curated record
GUUUUCUGCUUUGGCCUGCACAAUUUACUGAGAACAGAUAUCGAAAAUUAAUUGGGAUGUGACAAAAUAGUAUACUCGUACAUAAUUAGUACAAGUAUAACUGUACUUAUUCCUGUUCGCAUAAUAUUGCAUAAGCAGAAAAAGCGCUAGAAAGUUCGAUCAAAAGGUUGCUUUGCUUCAAUACGGAUCAUUCUAACUGCAGAGACAUGAUUGAACAUCCGUGAACUAAAAGGAGUCUCUCAUCACAUCCGGGUGUUGUAGUGAUAUUUAAUUAUUGUUUGUUCGUUGCUCGUUGGUGUUUGAUCAUUCUAGCAUUUCGUGCCACGAGAAUAGUAACAGCAGCAACAUCUACCUCCUCCUAAAUCUUAGAAGGGAUGGCGUUAUCGACCCGGUGUUAAUUUAUUAAUCUACGUACAGUUCAUCUAUUUAACAUUUAAUUUUUAGUUUGUCAGUUCCAUUUUAAUUUUAUACAGGCGCUCCUUUAUCCGGUGUUAAUUUAUUAAUUAAGUUGCUUAUUUGUUUCUAAUUUUAUAUCGGCCAUCUGCAGUUUAUACUUAUCCAUUUUUUACUAUUAAUUUAAAAUUGGAUGGUGAACUACUUCUAUUUUAUAUCGAUGGGGAAUAUGGAGAACUCUGAUGUUGUUGUGGAAUGUGGUCGAGAGGAUGAAGCGCGUGAUUGUGGCACAACAGUAGCAGAUGCAGAAAACCAAGUGACCUUGGAUUUUUCAAACGCAGGCAGACGGAACGAAAAUGUUCCCUUCGGCCAUGUCCACCACACCGCAGCUGCAGUCAGUUCCUCUGGUCCUGAUACUUUUCUUGAUCCCUGCAGCGUCGAUUCAGGCCAACCGGCGCUUUUCCGUUCCUCUUCAUCGUCCGUCGACCAGCUGACGCCGACCAGUCUGGAUGUGCGUGACUACGAGGCGAUGGCGGCCUAUCUGGAGAAGCGACUGCUGGACCGGGAGCAGCUGCUGCACGGGACGGGGCAGGACAUGGAGGCGCUGCGUGCAGAGUACAGGCAGACGCUGACCGAAAAGAACGAGACGCUGCAGAAAAUGGCGCGGGCGCAGAGUGGCUUAUUGAGUCAAUUUGGACAUCUGCAAACCCAGUACGAAGGGUACCAGGAGUAUGCGGAGUCUACGUUAGCGUUUAUGCGGAUGAAAUACCAAGAGCUGGAAGCUGAGAAAUGCGCAUCGGAAAUGUCCUUGCACUCCCGCAUCGCCGCCCUCGAAGCGGAACUCUCCUCCUUGCAGGGUACUCACUGCGAACUUAAGACCCAGUCCGAGCAACUGACAAAGAGUACCCAGGAUGAAGCUGCUUUUGUUCUGCGGCGGAAACUGAAGGAAACGGAAUCUCUGCUGAUGACAGCGCUGCAAUGCGAUACAUCUGACGAUGAACCGAGUGUCGUUGAAGAAUCAGGGGAUAUUCUGCAGGACGGCAUUAAUGUGCGAAAAGUCGUCGUGAGGUUGGUGCGCGCACUGAAGGAGAUCAAGGCGCUGCGGAAGAUCAAUGGUGCGCGGAAGGAUGAGAUUAGCGAGUUCAAUAGGGAGAUUGCCGAAUUCCGCGAAGAGCUGGAAAGCAGCACCAUCGAACGCGACAAAGUGUUUUGUACCGACGUUGUGAAUGGCUCCGCCCUGCAGCGGGAGAACUUCGCCGUUGUGAAAGGUCUUGGAGGAGAUGAAGUACUUCAGUGUGGCGAAGAAAGCGACGGCUCUACCCCAAAGGGAGUCAAACGGAGACGCGAAGACCUGUUCGCAACAACCGAUAAGCGCCAGAAGAGCGAACCAGGCACCAUCAGUCCCUCAACUUCAUCGGUGCCGGAAGCACUACCGCCGUUCCUUCAUGAUGUCGACGCAGUCCGCUUCUUGCCGGUGGAAAUCAUGACCGAGGUUUUCCAGUACCUGCACGUCGUUGACCGGUGCCGGGUACGGGCGGUAUGUGCCGGCUGGAACGCCAUUCAGCAGUCGGCCGCCGCGAGUAGCCUGCAGCAGAUUCAGUUUCAUUGCAAGGGUGAUUUCAGUCGCGCACUCUCGGCGUCCAUAGGCUGUGCGCGUGCCGUUGAUGUCCCUGCACAGCGUUGUUGGAGCCGUCGCACUGUUGCCGUUGUUGGCCAGAAUGCCAAACGGUCAGCGCAGCGGUGGCCGCUGUGUGGUGCUCGUUUCCUCCGGGAGAUCAUGCAAGGCGGGGCAGAGGAGAAGAAACUGGAGAAUCUUGCGCUAAAGGAUAUUAGCUGCCGCUUUUUGGCUGGUCACAGCUUCCCUGCGCCCGAUUACAUUGCUGCGCUCCACAAGGGGUUCGACACGCUGGCGGCAGUGUGUCGGACACUGACCGUUAAGAAUUUUACGUGCACAAUUGACUCGUCAUGGAAGGAUGGCCUCGUGCCGAUAACGAUCCACAUCCCCUUCGGACGGAUGCGCCACGAUCGGCGCCUGUCUGUCGCUGACUGGUGGGGCAUGAUCGAGCAACGCUGUCCGCUGCUGGAUGACCAUCAGACGAAUCUUGUGUCAAAUGCGCUGAAGGAAUACAAACAGAAUCCCGGCUUAGCUGACCAACUGGAACUGAUUCGACGUGGACGGCAGCAUAACGACCCUCGAAAGGGUUGCACUUACCUAAAUUCCUUCGAUUCACCAAAUGCUCCGCUUGCCUCCGUCGACGUGAAUCGUCUGACCCGAAUGACGCAAUAUUUGAUGUAUUGUGAGAUCACCAACGUGGCAGUCAAUGCUGAACUGAGCUGGCCCACGUAUUCCUAAUCCUGUGCCCACGCGUGCCUAAUCCUGUACUGCGCGUAAUCUUCUUAGCUUGUCCACUAUUGGUUACACCUUCUUAUUAGGCGAAAUUUCCGCUGGAAUGAGCCGCUGGAGGAAUGACGUUUCAGGACUAAUUAGCAGAGGAUGGCUGACCGUAUUUGUCUAAGUUGUAUAAGCUACAGUGUAUUUUAUGUGGUUUUCAACCGGUUUUGUUUGCUGGUGAAUAAUGAGCAUUUAUUCAAGUAAGCAAGUUUUUUCUAUUUCAACAUGCCUUAGCUUUUCUAAUGAUGAAAGAUCCAGUAUUAUAAAUAAAAAUAU